AUGGCUCGCACUAAGCAGACCGCCCGAAAGUCCACUGGUGGCAAGGCCCCUCGCAAGCAGCUCGCUUCCAAGGCUGCUCGCAAGUCCGCCCCCUCUACCGGAGGUGUCAAGAAGCCUCACCGCUACAAGCCCGGUACCGUCGCUCUCCGUGAGAUUCGACGCUACCAGAAGUCCACUGAGCUUCUCAUCCGAAAGCUUCCCUUCCAGCGUCUCGUCCGCGAGAUUGCUCAGGACUUCAAGUCUGAUCUCCGAUUCCAGUCUUCCGCCAUCGGUGCUCUUCAGGAGUCCGUCGAGUCUUACCUCGUCUCUCUCUUCGAGGACACCAACCUGUGCGCCAUCCACGCCAAGCGUGUUACUAUCCAGUCCAAGGAUAUUCAGCUCGCCCGCCGCCUCCGUGGUGAGCGCAACUAA
Fusarium pseudograminearum CS3096 is the source of this 411-nucleotide messenger RNA. RefSeq lists its product as uncharacterized. The record is from RefSeq and is a predicted model, not a curated record. The transcript is spliced from 3 exons. Gene Ontology annotation, biological process: rRNA transcription. Lineage: Eukaryota; Fungi; Ascomycota; Sordariomycetes; Hypocreales; Nectriaceae. Gene Ontology annotation, molecular function: structural constituent of chromatin; protein heterodimerization activity; DNA binding. The coding region runs from base 1 to 411 and encodes 136 amino acids. Gene Ontology annotation, cellular component: nucleosome.